CAACUUUUACAACAUUGUUAGCUUUGUCUAUUAAGACGAGAAAACUGAAAAUUUGUGUUGAACUCAUUAAGAAAUGCCAAAACAAGAUUGUAAAUACUGGGAUAAAUGUUAUCAAAGAAACGAGGCACAUUUGGAAAAAUACAAUCACCCUCCCAAGGAUCAAGAUGGCGAUCGAGAAAGGAGUGAAGCGGAUAAAGUGGCGCCAAAACGAAAGGCAGAUGGGAAAGAGCAAGAUAAACCAAACACAAGUCGGAAUAGUAUAGACGAAGAUCACAAUCCGCCCGCAGAGCAUGUAAAGGAUGUGGGUGCAUAUGAGUCAGAGACAGCUGAGCUGCACAAAGAAGCAUUGAGUAAUAUUGCUGGGAAAAAUUACAUGGAAGUAUUAGAGAAGCGCAUACGUCUUUCAGUGCAACAAGAGUACGAUUCGCUAUGCGAGACUAACGAAUUCAUAAGGCAUAAAUUUCUGGUUGAGAUGCCGCCAGAUUUUUACGAAUUUUGGACUUUUAUUAAUACGCUAAAAAAGGAUACAACAAAAGCGGACGCACUAAAGCACAUUGAGACUGUUUUUCAGCUACAGCUUGUGGGCCCAUUUGAAUUCUUAGCGGGAAAUUUUCACAAGGCGAAAAUAGGUGAGCCGGGCGACUACUUACGUCAUUGGCGCUUCUAUUAUGAUCCCCCCGAGUUUCAAACAGUCUUCGUACGUCGCGGCACUGGAAUCCACUAUGGGUACUGGCGCGACGAGCCACAGGACAAGGAUAAGCUGCUGGUGGCUCGCAAUGAUAUGACGCGUGGCUGUGAAUUUGAAUUUGUGGCUGGCAAUAUAUUCGACGCUUUCCUUUAUUACCUGCAAAAUGAUUUUGUGGGUACACCGUUCUCUGCAACGCAGGUGUCGGCUGCAAAGAAAGCACUGCAGAAGCAUAUAAGUGAUAACUCGGUGGAGUUGGCUCCAUUGGAUCGUUUGCAACGGGAGCGUAAUAAGCGCGUGGUGGCCAAGACAUUUCACCGUCUUGGAAUUGUGGUUCCCUUUGAACGCAAGACCCAACAAGGCUAUCGCCCACUAACUGUCAGCGAUGCGGAGCUAAAGAAGAUGCUGUCACUGUUGGAAUGUAAUGGAGUGGAAGACAGCAGCGCAAAGCAGGCUGUGCUGGAGAAACUACAACCGGUUGCUAAUGCCGCCAAUAUUGCUGUUGACGAAUGCGACUUUGGUACUGCCCUGGAAUUGGGCAUCGAUUUGUUCUGUAGCGGGUACAAAGAGCUCCACAUGCUAGCAUCCUCUUUGAUUGUUCCCGCAUAUUCUCUGCUCUCUCGGCCUCAGUUUAUAGCCAUUGCUAAAGCCCAUAUGGAUCGUCGUAGCCGAGAGAUAAAGCUUAGCAUUUUUGAUGUCAUGGUGUAGUUAUGAUAUUUUGCAUGUAAUUAAAAAUGUUUAUUUUUUCAUUCAAAUUUAAAGCCUGAACCAUACAUAUAUUUUGAAAAAAGAAAUAAGCUAA
Messenger RNA from Scaptodrosophila lebanonensis, 1487 nucleotides. RefSeq names its product histone PARylation factor 1-like (gene Hpf1). The transcript has a single exon. The record is from RefSeq and is a predicted model, not a curated record. Gene Ontology annotation, cellular component: nucleus. Gene Ontology annotation, molecular function: poly-ADP-D-ribose binding; histone binding. Bases 74 to 1393 code for a protein of 439 amino acids. NCBI's taxonomy places the organism in Eukaryota, Metazoa, Arthropoda, Insecta, Diptera, Drosophilidae. Gene Ontology annotation, biological process: DNA damage response; regulation of protein ADP-ribosylation.